UGGACACAAGAACUGCACGCCCUCCGCGUCGGCACGCAGCGGUACCUCAAAGACCUCGAACGCGAGUUGCUCCAUUUUCGGAAAAAGCAUCCGGGGUUGCAGAAUUCGCCCCAGGUGUUGAGGAUAGGAGACUACCUGGCUCGCCUGCAAUCGCUUAUUUGGCUGUUUUUGGUAUUUGCCCUUCUCUCUCGGGCUUCUCUCUCUCGUCCCUCCCACACACUAACCUCGUUGUGGAUCAAAGGACGACACCCAACCACUACCACCCUCCACCACCCACACAUCAAAACGCAAAGCUGAUAUUCCCGCCACGCGUAUCGCCGAUAAAAGUGGUCCCCGAUCGAGGGACAGAAGUACGGCGAGUGAGCGAUAUAAAAUGGUGCAGAGGGCGACGAGACGGGACUCGCUUUCGUCGAUUGAUAGUGGGGGGAGGUAUGCGCAGCGACGGGGGGAGAGGGACAAGGAUGUGUCGCCGGGGGUGGUGCGGAGUGAAUACAAACCCGUCAAAUCCCGGCCCCUCCGCCCUCCGCCUUCCCCAAGCCACUCGCACGCCUCGUCGUCACACCACAACGCGAAACCUGCGCGUACGGCAAGUAAAAGUAAAAGCAAACCAACAUCCCAAUCACCAGCGCGGCAACACUCUUUUCGACGGUUUGAUCCAACAGAAUAUAUCCGCGCGCGGACGAGUCAGUUGGAUGAACGCCGCGCGCGGAGCCGGGAGCGGAUCGAGGGGGGCAUGUUUGGCCGUCAGGCGUCUGCGGACUCGGUCGGAUCCACGCGGUCUGGUGCUGGAUCGCGUGAUAGGGCGAGACGGGAACCAGCGGGUCUGGGAAUUGGGGCGGGAAAGAGUGGAAGACGAUCGGCGUCAGCGACUAGUCUGGAUAACGAAGUGCUGAGACGGGUGUUGGAUGGACGGUAUGGGUAUGAUGAGACGAGGAAAUCGAGUGGGACGAGAAGGGUGAGGGAUAGGGAGAGUAGCGCUGGCGCGCGGAGAGGGUAUGAGGGUUCACCACACCCCCCGCCGCCGCUGGGAAGGACGGGUAAAGCGGCGCGGAAACCGUCGUCGCCUUCAACGCGGGCGUACCCACCACCAGUACAUGACUCGACCGCUUAUCCCAGUCGACACCGCGAUGGUGAUCAACACCGCCAUACCCGUCCCACGCAACGCCGCCGUGAAUACAACAGCGCCGACGAUGAUGAUGAUGUUGGCGAUGGAGGAUUCACAGACGCAAACACAGACGCGAGCGACCCCGCGAUCGAGAGCAUUGAUCGGCGGUUGGAGGUUUUGUAUGAUGCGAUUUUGAAGGUGCAGGGUGUGGCUGGUCCGGGUGGGGCUGCGCGGAGGAGGGGGUGAAGGCGGGUUUGGAUGGCAAGAUCAUGUAGGAUUAUGGCGUAUCCCGCCUAAGCAGUCGGAUCGGAUAUGAACACGCCAUUGUUUGCUAUACUAAGGAACGUAAACUCCGACACGCGUGCAGAGGCACGUGACCCGGCGUUGCGAG
This is a messenger RNA of Fimicolochytrium jonesii, 1496 nucleotides long. RefSeq lists its product as uncharacterized. Lineage: Eukaryota; Fungi; Chytridiomycota; Chytridiomycetes; Spizellomycetales; Powellomycetaceae. The record is from RefSeq and is a predicted model, not a curated record. The transcript is spliced from 3 exons. Bases 374 to 1351 code for a protein of 325 amino acids.